AUGCAACCGCCACCUUGUGAAUGCUGCCAACAUCAACAUGAUGAGUGUGUUGGAGAAUUUCAGAACGCAACAGCCUAUCGAGAUGAUUAUCGUCGUUUUGAGACUGAAAGACCCGAAGCGAUCAGAAUGCAAGACAAUCUGGUUCCUUGUAAUGGACCUUUCACAAAUCAUACAGCGUACCGAAAUGAUUUUCGCCACUGCGAACAAGAAAGACCGAAACCCAUUCGAAUGUCUGACAACAUUAUGUGUUCUUGUGACCCUUUUCAAUGCCACACUCAGUAUCGUUCUGACUUUCGAGGCUCGGAUCAAGAACGACCAGAUCCCAUCCGCCAGAAGGACAAUCUAUGUCCUUGUGAUGCACCGUUCGCAUGCUCCACAAACUAUCGAGCGGACUUUCGAGGCUCGGAUCAAGAACGACCAGAUCCCAUCCGCCAGAAGGACAAUCUAUGUCCUUGUGAUGCACCGUUCGCAUGCUCCACAAACUAUCGAGCGGACUUUCGAGGCUCGGAUCAAGAACGACCAGAUCCCAUCCGCCAGAAGGACAAUCUAUGUCCUUGUGAUGCACCGUUCGCAUGCUCCACAAACUAUCGAGCGGACUUUCGAGGCUCGGAUCAAGAACGACCAGAUCCCAUCCGCCAGAAGGACAAUCUAUGUCCUUGUGAUGCACCAUUUGCGUGUUCCACAAACUAUCGAGCGGACUUUCGAGGCUCGGAUCAAGAACGACCAGAUCCCAUCCGCCAGAAGGACAAUCUAUGUCCUUGUGAUGCACCGUUCGCAUGCUCCACAAACUAUCGAGCGGACUUUCGAGAUAACUUGAGCACAUCCGAUGCACCAUUCGCAUGCUCCACAAACUAUCGAGCGGACUUUCGAGGUGCAGAACAGGAACGUCCCGAUCCGAUUAGAUUGAAAGAUAACUUGAGCACAUCCGAUGCACCAUUUGCGUGUUCCACAAACUAUCGAGCGGACUUUCGAGGUGCAGAACAGGAACGUCCCGAUCCGAUUAGAUUGAAAGAUAACUUGAGCACAUCCGAUGCACCAUUUGCGUGUUCCACAAACUAUCGAGCGGACUUUCGAGGUGCAGAACAGGAACGUCCCGAUCCGAUUAGAUUGAAAGAUAACUUGAGCACAUCCGAUGCACCAUUUGCGUGUUCCACAAACUAUCGAGCGGACUUUCGAGGUGCAGAACAGGAACGUCCCGAUCCGAUUAGAUUGAAAGAUAACUUGAGCACAUCCGAUGCACCAUUUGCGUGUUCCACAAACUAUCGAGCGGACUUUCGAGGUGCAGAACAGGAACGUCCCGAUCCGAUUAGAUUGAAAGAUAACUUGAGCACAUCCGAUGCACCGUUUGCUAGUUGCACGAACUAUCGAUCCGAUUAUCGAAUCACUGGUGAUGAGUGUCGAUCAAAACCGGUAAAAAUCAACGAUAAUCUGUCCGUGAGUGACGCGCCAUUUGUAGAUUGUACCAAUUAUCGUGCUCAUUAUCGGCAUGGAGAUGAGCAACGUCCCGAACCGAUCAAAUUGAAAGAUAACCUGAGCCUGAGUGAUGCUCCGUUCGAUCAUUCGACUAGUUAUCGUGCUGAUUAUCGUGGAGGAGAACAAAAACGCCCAGAUCCAGUUUUUCCUAAAGACAGUCUGAUAAUAGGAGCUCCUCUUGGUUGUCACAAGAAACAUGUUUGUGUUUGCACUUGUGGGCGUGCAAAGGGAAGUACGAAAAAAGCAUCCGAAAAUCAAACGUCUGUAUCCACCGUCAUGAAUGUUUGCUGA
Echinostoma caproni is the source of this 1764-nucleotide messenger RNA. Lineage: Eukaryota; Metazoa; Platyhelminthes; Trematoda; Plagiorchiida; Echinostomatidae. The record is from the annotation of a GenBank genome assembly.